AAAAAAAAAAAAAGAAAUAUUGAGAAAACAUUGUAUGCAAAUUUGAUUGGAUGAAGAACUUUUAUAGGUUUUCCAAGUAUAAUUCUACAAAAAAACAACCAGUCUCCGCAGACAUUUACCCUAUUAAUAACUCAAAAGGUUCAUAAAAUGAGUAAGAUAAAUAUUUAUUUUCAUUUAAAAUAACGAUUUGCAAUACUAAUGUUUUGAUGAACCAGAAUUAAUCCCAACAGUCUCUAACACGCAAAUGACGAAGUCGUUCUUCAAUUGUGACAUGUUUUCUCUUCCAUUCAAGCUGUUUCCUCAGUAUGUCACCAAAUUUCUCAGUCGGCUUGCACAGAUGCUUGGUAUGGCCACAUGAUUGUUCAAACGAAGGAUUUUGAUGUAAAAAACUGUCAUACAAAUGUCUAUCACAGAAAAAGCACAUGGUACUAUUAUUCCAUUAAAUAAAAACAAUCUAAGGAGUUAAAAAUAUUUUAAAUUGUAAUGUUAAACCAAAACUACAAAUUAUUAUAUGAAAGAGUUUAUGAAUACAAAAGUGGUUCACAUUCCGUCAAUUUAAUGUCAGUCAACUGAGGCUCUGUAAAAAAAGAAAAAAUCAUCACACAUGAGUACUCACAAGAGUAAGAUUAACAGUGCGGAAACGUGGGAUGACUAUGUUGGCCAAUCAACCAACAGCACAUCAUCAAAUAGUACAAAUAGCACCAUUCGGGUUUGCAAUGGAACUGUUUUGGUGAUAACACUGCCAACAAACGGAUACCCAUGGUUCUUUGGUUAUCCACCCGUUGGUGGCGGAGGACCGCAAUUCGGACACAAGCAUGGAGGGCGUGGCCGUGGGUAACUGGAAGCUAAAAAUUUACUCAAAAAAGGCAUUUCUGAACAGAGAGAAGAAAAUGAGAUAAUACUGCAUGUACACCAAUUAUAUGUAUUCCUGCUGCUAUAAUAUGCCAUAAAGAGGAGCACCUUUUGAAAGAAUUACUGUGAAAUUGCAUCUUGCAAAAUGAUGUAUAUUGAUGUAACAUAAAAAUUCUGAUGUUCAAAUAACACAUAUAACCAUCCUCUGCAAAAA
This is a messenger RNA of Gryllus bimaculatus (two-spotted cricket), 1066 nucleotides long. The record is from the annotation of a GenBank genome assembly. NCBI's taxonomy places the organism in Eukaryota, Metazoa, Arthropoda, Insecta, Orthoptera, Gryllidae.